AGUUCUGCUUUUCUGUUUAUUUGGGGCAAGAUCUUCAGCUCUUGGAAAGUUGAAAGAGACAAAUGAUAUGAAGUCAACGGGAACUGCUGAAUAUGGAAAUAAAAACAUCAAGCUAGGCUUGUGGUCUGAGUAUAAAGAGGGUUGUGUGGCAUUUUCCUUCUGUUUCCUAUAAAAUCUGAAACCCUUAUCCAUAAAAUUGUCUUGUAAAUCUAAAGGAGAUAGUUUGUUUCUGGGUUUCUGCGUUUUGAAUUUUCUUGUGAAUACCGCGCUUAAAACAAUCUCUGGGUUUUUCAGAAUAAUUGGCCAUGGUGAGAGGGAAAAUUCAGAUGAAAAGAAUUGAGAAUGCGACGAGCCGGCAAGUGACUUUUUCUAAGCGUCGAAAUGGGCUGUUGAAGAAGGCUUAUGAGCUAUCGGUUCUUUGUGAAUCUGAAGUUGCAGCGAUUAUCUUUUCACAGAAAGGAAGAGUCUAUGAGUUCUCGAGCUCUGGAAUGCAAAAGACAAUCGAUCGAUACUUCGAAUACAAAAAAGAAGUGCUAGCUAACAAGCCUGAAACGGAAGAAGGCAUGCAGCAUGAUAUAGCAAACAUGGUGAAGGAGAUUGAGAGAAUUGAAGUUUCUCAAAGAAAGCUUUUAGGGAAAGAUUUGGAUUCGUGUAGCGUUGAUGAACUCCUAAAUAUUGACGGUCAGCUGAAAAGAAGCUUGCGCAGCAUUCGAGCGAGAAAGGCUGAGCUAUUUAAGGAGAAGACAGAGCAACUAAAAGCAAAGGAGAAACUAUUACUGGAAGAGAAUGAUAGGUUAAGUUUAAAGGAGAAACUAUUCCUGGAAGAGAAUGAAAGGUUAAGUUUAAAGUUUCGUGCGAAGCCAUGGCAGACAUUGGCUCAACAGAAAGGUGCAACCCAUAACAGCCAAAGCUCUCAGAGUUCAAAAAUAGACACCGAGUUAUCCAUUGGACCAACUGAAAUACGUUUCUUCUAGCCAGAAAUUUUCUUUCAACGAAUAAAAUAAUUGCCUGUUUGAAUUAUUGUGAUGCAUUUAGUCAUCCAGUAGAGAAUAUAUGGUUGACAUAUUGAUUUGAUAUGAUCAAAUAUUUUAAUUGAUAUGAGUGUAUAUGGAUUGAUGUAGUCAAAUAUUAUAGUUUAUAUGGAUUGAUGCAAUCAAAUACUUUGUUACCUUGUACA
Messenger RNA from Mangifera indica (mango), 1177 nucleotides. Its product is annotated as MADS-box protein SOC1-like. Gene Ontology annotation, cellular component: nucleus. The record is from RefSeq and is a predicted model, not a curated record. Gene Ontology annotation, biological process: positive regulation of transcription by RNA polymerase II. NCBI's taxonomy places the organism in Eukaryota, Viridiplantae, Streptophyta, Magnoliopsida, Sapindales, Anacardiaceae. The coding region runs from base 306 to 974 and encodes 222 amino acids. Gene Ontology annotation, molecular function: DNA-binding transcription factor activity, RNA polymerase II-specific; RNA polymerase II cis-regulatory region sequence-specific DNA binding; protein dimerization activity. The transcript is spliced from 10 exons.